Messenger RNA from Pestalotiopsis fici W106-1, 2595 nucleotides. RefSeq lists its product as uncharacterized. Bases 1 to 2595 code for a protein of 864 amino acids. Gene Ontology annotation, molecular function: serine-type peptidase activity. The transcript is spliced from 4 exons. Gene Ontology annotation, biological process: proteolysis. NCBI's taxonomy places the organism in Eukaryota, Fungi, Ascomycota, Sordariomycetes, Amphisphaeriales, Sporocadaceae. The record is from RefSeq and is a predicted model, not a curated record.
AUGGCGCGCUUCCAGCUUUUCUCAUUAAUUUUCUUCCUCGUAGGACUAUGUUCUUCGACCCCAACCCCUCGCCGUGUUGCCAGACAAGUAGCGUCGGAAACUACAGACAAUCCUACCAUCUGUGGUGACAUAAUCGAUUUGGUCAACGAAGGAAACCUCUUCUUCUAUGCUUCAGAUGCCUUUGCAUGUUUGACGAGUGUUCCUUUCAACCAAGCCGUUGCUGUCCGCUUCAUCGACUAUUACAACACGACCAUUCAGUUUCAGAGCACUCUAUCGUAUCUCAAAAACCCACCUGUGGGCUACCAACAACCUGCAGUGGACUUUGAGGGUGAACUUCAAAAGAUCAAGGCAAAUGCUACAGCUGGCGUUUACAAGAACCAAUAUGCCUUUGAGGCAGACUUGCUCAAGUUGGUAUACUCGACUCACGACGCGCAUGUCAGCCUUUCAGCUGGCAUCAUGUCUUCAUUCUCUUUCGCUAGUAUCUACGACCUUGUCACUGCUUCCAAGGAUGGAUCAAGCACACCAGAAAUAUACAUUUUCGACGACGUAUACGAACGGCAACAGACCGGCAUCGAAAUCUCGCCCGUCACCCAACUCAACGGAGUCGAUGUCGUCGAGUUUCUGACGCGCUUUGGAGCACUCAACUCGGUCGGGUUGCUCGAGCCGCACGCCGACUGGAACCAGCUCAUGUACAACCCGGUACAAACGGUGCUGAACCAAUACACGAGCUUUUCCGGAGGCGCAACUUUCUACGAGGGCCCGUUGCUCAACUUUACCUUUGCCAAUGGCUCCACCCUGUCGACGCCUUGGGUCGCCAUCUACACCAACACUGACUUUACGGGUCCUCUGACCACGGGCGGCGACUACUUCAACUACUUUGUGCUCGGUCUUGUGCCGCCUUCCAUUGACGAGGUUCCGCUUCCACCCAUGUGGAACUCGACUGGCGACUCGGAUGACACUUCGAUAGUUGCUACCCGCAGUUUUGAACACGGAUGGGACAAUAUCACGGGCGGCGAAUACCCCGCGGCAGACGUGAUCCAAGAUGAUCUCGAGGGCUCCGGUUGGUUUACUGCAUAUUUCCUGGAUGACAUCUCAACGGCCGUUCUCAGCAUCCCUUCCUUUGACGAGGCCGGGUUCGCAGUUACCAAUUUCAGCGCCGCAGUCGAAAAGGCUCUGCAACAAGCUCAGGAACAAAACUUGACCCGGCUCGUCAUCGAUCUGCAGGGUAAUCAGGGAGGCACGCCAUUGCUGGCCUUUUCGACCUUUCGGACAAUCUUCCCCGGCAUCGAGCCCUUUGCUGGGAGCCGACGCCGCAGCCACGAGCUGGCCGACGCACUCGGCCAAGUCAAGACGAGCUACUGGGCAGACAUCUUGGCGGGAGCUGACGAUCCCGAUGACAUGCUCGAGUACAUGGCCGCUGAUGAGUGGGUCGUCAUUGAUCGGUUGAAUGCCGCCACGGGCAAGAACUUUUCUUCGUGGGCAGAGUACUAUGGGCCGCUGUCAGAGAAUGGUGAUUUGUUUUCUCUGGUUGAACAAUACGACCUUGCCAACAUGAACUUUGAUAAUGCCGCCUUUGACGGCUUCUACUCGCCACUGUAUAUCCCUGGCGGCGAGCCUGACGGGCCGGGAUACUGGAAGGCCGAGGAUGUAGUCAUCCUCACAGACGGCUUGUGCUCAUCUACCUGCAGUCUCUUUGUCGAGAUGAUGACGCAUCAAGCCAAAGCCCGCACGAUUGUUGUCGGCGGAAGGCCCCAGACGGGCCCAAUGCAAUCAGUCGGUGGAAGCAGAGGUGCUCGCGCGUACGAUACAUUCUUGCUCGAUGAAGACUUUACAGACGCCAUCACAUUCGAUGAUGCCGCCGCGACUUCUCUGCCUAACCGUACCGACACUGGAAUGUACAUCACGGAAGCAGGAUUCAACCUUCGCGACCAAGUGCGCAGCGCCACCGACCCCAUCGGCCCGCCACUUCAGUUUGACUAUCUGGCAGCCGAUUGCAGACUGUACUUUACCCUUGACAACGUCCUCAACAUGACGGCUCUGUGGCGCGACGUCGCGACAGCCGCCUGGCAAGACACGUCCCGCUGCGUCAAGGAUUCGACCGGCUAUACGACCACAAGCGCAGACGGCUCCGCCAUGAUCCCGAAGCCGCCGCCACAGACCACGGCCGUCACGGCAGAUAUCCCCGCCAUCGGAUACCUCUUUGACGCAGAUCCCACGCCCGACGACUCAUCCGACGACGCCAUUCCCAUGGUGGACGGCCAGGUCCGGGCCAAGCGCUCUGCGCCCGUGGUCCCUUGCGACCCCGAGGACCCCAAGGAGUGCGUGACGGGAGUGUCAACCUGCCAGCCGAUCCAGGUCAGCUGUGCCAAUGGCAAGACGUCGGCCACAACCCAUGCCUGCGUCAAGGUCUGCAAUGUCGGACAGAGCAACUGUGGAAGUGAUGCGCCCGUGUGCAACCAAAAGAUCUUUCACGAGAGCAAGGAGACAAAGAGUCUACUCUCGCCCAAGAAGGAUGGAAUCACGGGGAAACAGGUAGCCCGUGGUUUCUGUGUCCCGAGACAAGGAAAUACCAAGCUUGGCUGUUCAGCUAAAUAG